UCUGAGCUGAGACCUCCUCUUCAGCUGUCCCAUCUCCUGGAGAUCCCAAGUCUCUGCAGCAGCCUCUGUCACCCUGUGACCUGCAGGUACUGGGAGAUCUGUAGGGAGGACACCGGGACAUCCCCGGAGCUGGGAAAUGGGAGUGUUGACAUUCAAGGACGUGUCUAUUGAAUUCUCUAUGGAUGAGUGGGCCUACCUGGACCCUGCUCAGCAGCAUUUAUAUUGGGAAGUCAUGUUAGAGACCUACAGAAACCUGGUCUUCCUGGGUCUUGCUGUCUCUAAGCCAGAACUCAUCACCUGUUUGGAGCAAAGCAAAGAACCCUGGAAGGUGAAGACACAGCCAAAACUAGUCAAGCACCCAGCUCUAUCUAAUCAUUCUACCCAAGACCAUUUGCAAGAGCUGGGCACAAAUAUAUUAUUUCCGGAGAUGAUGCUGAGCAGAAAUCAAAGUUGUGGCCCUGAGUAUUUAAACUUUGCAAAAGACUGGGAAGGUGUGUAUGAAUGUGAGCAGCAGAAAGUAUGUCACAGUGGACUUGACAAAUGUGUAACAGCUACCCACGGCAACCUCUUCCAAUGUAGUAAAUGUUUGAAUGUCUUUGGACAGUUGUCAAAUCUAAAUAGACAUAAGAUGAUAUGUACCUUAGAGAAAACUUUUAAAUGUAAAAAGUAUGGGAAAUCCUCUAAGCUCUGCUCACACAUCACAGAACAUAAGGUAACAAAUACUGGAGAAAAACAAUACAAAUGUGAAGAAGGUAGCCAAGUCUUCCAAUCUCACUCAAGACCCUAUACUGGAGAGAAAUUCAACAAGUAUGAAAAUAAUGGCAAAUGUCUUAGCCAUAGAUCAAAGUACUUUAACCAUAAGAUUUUGAAUACUGGAGAAAAACACUACAUAUAUAAGGAAUGUGAGAACCUUACCAAGAAGUACUCACACAUUUAUGGACAUAAAAGAAUUCAUUGUGGAGAGAAAUGCUACAAAUGUCAAGACUGUGGCAAAGCCUUUAAACAUUACUCAAGCCUUUCUGUACAUAAAGUACUUCAUUCUGGAGGGAAAUCAUACAAAUGUGAAGAAUGUGGCAAAGCCUUUAUCAGGCACUCACUUCUCUCUAGACAUCAAAGAAUUCAUUCUGGAGAGAAACCUUACAAAUACCAAGAGUGCGGCAAAGCCUUUAACCAGUACACAAGUCUUUCUGUACAUCAAAAAAUACACUGUGGAGAUAAACCCUACAAAUGUCAAGAGUGUGGCAAAACCUUUAACUGGUACUCAUACCUUUCUGUACAUCAAAGAAUUCACUCUGGGGAGAAACCCUACAAAUGUCAAGAGUGUGGCAAAGCCUUUAAUAACAGUUCAUCUCUUACUAAACAUAAAAGAAUUCACUCUGGAGAGAAGCCCUACAAAUGUCAAGAGUGUGGCAAAACCUUUAACUGGUACUCAUACCUUUCUGUACAUCAAAGAAUUCACUCUGGGGAGAAACCCUACAAAUGUCAAGAGUGUGGCAAAGCCUUUAAUAACAGUUCAUCUCUUACUAAACAUAAAAGAAUUCACUCUGGAGAGAAGCCCUACAAAUGUCAAGAGUGUGACAAAGCCUUUAAUGACAGCUCAUCUCUUACUAAACAUAAAAGAAUUCACUCUGGAGAGAAGCCCUACAAAUGUCAAGAAUGUGAAAAAGCCUUUAACCAGCACUCAAGCCUUUCUCUACAUCUAAGAAUUCACUCUGGAGAGAAACCCUACAAAUGUCAAGAAUGUGCCAAAGCCUUUAACCAUUACUCAAGCCUUUCUGUACAUCAAAGAAUUCACUUUGGGGAGAAACCCUACAAAUGUCAAGAGUGUGGCAAAGCCUUUAAUAACAGUUCAUCUCUUACUAGACAUAAAAGAAUUCACUCUGGAGAGAAGCCCUACAAAUGUCAAGAGUGUGACAAAGCCUUUAAUGACAGAUCAUCUCUUACUAAACAUAAAAGAAUUCACUCUGGAGAGAAGCCCUACAAAUGUCAAGAAUGUGAAAAAGCCUUUAACCAGCACUCAAGCCUUUCUCUACAUCUAAGAAUUCACUCUGGAGAGAAACCCUACAAAUGUCAAGAGUGUGACAAAGCCUUUAAUGACAGCUCAUCUCUUACUAAACAUAAAAGAAUUCACUCUGGAGAGAAGCCCUACAAAUGUCAAGAAUGUGAAAAAGCCUUUAACCAGCACUCAAGCCUUUCUCUACAUCUAAGAAUUCACUCUGGAGAGAAACCCUACAAAUGUCAAGAAUGUGCCAAAGCCUUUAACCAUUACUCAAGCCUUUCUGUACAUCAAAGAAUUCACUCUGGGGAGAAACCCUACAAAUGUCAAGAGUGUGGCAAAGCCUUUAACUGGCACACAAAUUUUUCUGUACAUCAAAGAAUACACUGUGAAGAGAAACCCUACAAAUGUCAAGAAUGUGGCAAAACCUUUAACUGGUACUCAUGCCUUUCUGUACAUCAAAGAAUUCACUCUGGGGAGAAGCCCUUCAAAUGUCAAGAGUGUGGCAAAGCCUUUAAUGACAGUUCAUCUCUUACUAGACAUAAAAGAAUUCACUCUGGAGAGAAGCCCUACAAAUGUCAAGAAUGUGGAAAAGCCUUUAACCAGCACUCAAGCCUUUCUCUACAUCAAAGAAUUCAUUCUGGAGAGAAACCCUACAAAUGUCAAGAAUGUGGAAAAGCCUUUAACCAGCACUCAAGCCUUUCUCUACAUCAAAGAAUUCAUUCUGGAGAGAAACCCUACAAAUGUCAAGAAUGUGCCAAAGCCUUUAACUGGUACUCAAGCCUUUCUGUACAUCAAAGAAUUCAUUCUGGAGAGAAACCCUACAAAUGUCAAGAAUGUGGCAAAGCCUUUAAGCGGCACACAAACCUUUCUGUACAUCAAAGAAUACACUGUGGAGAGAAACCCUACAAAUGUCAGGAAUGUGGCAAAACCUUUAACUGGUACUCAUGCCUUUCUGUACAUCAAAGAAUUCACUCUGGGGAGAAGCCCUUCAAAUGUCAAGAGUGUGGCAAAGCCUUUAAUGACAGUUCAUCUCUUACUAAACAUAAAAGAAUUCACUCUGGAGAGAAGCCCUACAAAUGUCAAGAAUGUGGAAAAGCCUUUAACCAGCACUCACAACUUUCUCUACAUCAAAGAAUUCAUUCUGGAGAGAAACCCUACAAAUGUCAAGAAUGUGGCAAAGCCUUUACCCAGCACUCGGGCCUUUCUGAACAUCAAAGAAUUCAUUCUGGAGAGAAAUCCUACAAAUGUCAAGAAUGUGGCAAAGCCUUUAACCGGCACACAAACCUUUCUGAACAUGAAAGAAUUCACUCUGGAGAGAAACCUUACAAAUGCCAAGAAUGUGGCAAAGCCUUUACCCAGCACUCGGGCCUUUCUAUACAUCAAAGAAUUCACUCUGGAGAGAAACCCUAUAAAUGUCAAGAAUGUGGCAAAGCUUUUAAUACUACUUCAUCUCUUACUAGACAUAAAAGAAUUCACUCUAGAGCAGUGGUUAUCAACCUUCCUAAUGCCAUGGUCCUUUAAUACCAUCCCAGUGGGUCUCAACCCACAGUUUGAGAACCUCUGCUCUAGAGAGAAACCCUAUGAAUGUGAAGAAUGUGGUAAAGCUUUUAACCAGCACUCACACCUUUCUGAACAUCAAAGAAUUCACUCUGGAGAGAAACCCUACAAAUGUCAAGAAAGUGGAAAAGCCUUUAAAUACUACUCAAGCCUUAAAGAACAUAAAAGAAUUUGCUGUGGUGAACAACCCUACAAAUGUCAAGAAUGUGGCAAAGCCUUUAACCAUUACUCAAUCCAUUCUAUACAUCAUGGAAUUCACUCUGCAGAAAAACCCUACAAAUGUGAAAAAUGUGGCAAAAUGUGGCAAAAUUCAUUUAUGAAUUUAUUUAUUUAUUUUUAUUUUUGCAUUUUUUCACCACGGCUGGUUUUGAACCGACCAACUCCAGCAUAUGGGGCCGCCACUCCUUUGACCCACCAGUGGCAAAACUGUUAACCAGUACUCAAGCCUUACUGUACAUAAAAUAAUUCACUCUGAGAGACACCCUACAAAUGUCAAGAAUGUGGCAAAGCCUUUAACUAGUACUCACACCUUUCUGGACAUCAAAGAAUUUAAUCUGGACAUAAACCUUACAAAUUUUAAAAAAUUGUUAAAGCCUUUUAAUGUAGGUCAACUAGUAGUACACAUGAAAGAAUUUGUUGUGGAGAGAAACUCUACAAAGGUCAAAAAUGUGGCAAAGUGUUUAAUUCAUUUGUGAACCUUUCUAGACAUUUAUGAAUUUAUUCUGGAGAGAAACCUUAUAAAUAUGGACAGUGGGAAAACUCUUACUCAAAUUCAAUCCUCAACUGUACAUAGAAGAAGUCACACAGGAGAGAAACUCUCCAUAUGGAGACUGUGGCGGUGCCUUUACCUGGUGUUCAUAGCAUGCUAAGCAUAAGGGAUUCAAACUGGUGAGAAAUCCUACACAUGUGAACAAUGUGGCAAUGACUUUAACCAUACCUCAAACCUUACUACACCUAGGAACGUUCAUAUUGGAGAGAAAUCUUACAAAUGUGAAAAAUGUGGCAAAUGUUUUCAGUGGUCCUCAUUCUUAUUAAACAUAAGAGAAAUCAAUCAAGCAGAGAAAAAUGGUGACAAUGUGAAGAUGUGGCAAAGCCUCAUUCCAUUGGGCAUGGUUUUCUAUACACAACAGAAUUCACAUUGAAGAAAAACUCUACAAAUGUGAAGAGAUUGACAGCUGUUUAAUCCUUAAACCACUGUAUAAAUAAAAAAAUUAUAACACAGAAAUUCCCUACAAAUGAGAAGUGUCAAAUCCUAUAACCAGUACUCAUUUCAGUACAUAACAAUAUUCAUAGAGAAAUACUACAUAUGUUAAGACUGUGACAAUAUCAGGGGGCACCUGUGGCUCAGUGAGUAGGGCACUGGCCCCAUAUACAGAGGGUGGUGGGUUGAAACCCGGCCCCGACCAAACUACAAACAAAAAACUGCCGGGCAUUGUCGCAGGCUCUUUAGUCCCAGCUACUAGGGAGGCUGAGGCAAGAGAAUCACCUAAGGCCAGGAGUUGAAGGUUGCUGUGAGCUGUGAUGCCAUGGCACUCUUCCAAGGGCAAUAAAAUGAGACUAUGUCUGUAGAAAAAGAAAAGAGUGUGACAGUAUCUUUAAAUAUAUUUCACACUUUUCCAAUCCUAAUUCAAAUGGAAGAAAUCCUCCACAAAUGUCAGUCCUGUCCCAGAGCCUUAAAGUUGUGUUUAUCCUGUUAGGUAGGGCUUAGGAGCGACAGGGACAUAUGAUACUGAGAGAUCCUUUGUCCAUAAAUUACGUGAACAAAUUGACCAGCAGGGACUUUCAAGAAACAAAAGCUGACAUUUCAAGAAGGCUUCCCCAAACUGAACUGAUGUUUGUUCUACAAAAAUGAGUCUCAGAGGUAUAUGAGCCACAAGCCCAAGGCCACAAAAAGGGGUGUUUGUUGCGGGCAUACAAGUAAGGUGACAGUAGGAUCAAGUGACCUUUUUUCAUUAACAUAGUACAAUUUACACCAGUUCUAUCAUACUCUACAAUUAGAAUGACAAAUUGUGUCCAUUAAUUACAGGGAUAGAAAUAGGAGGACUCUCCAUUCUGAAGGUUUCCCCAUUUCCAAGAAAUACUAUGAAUAUUUUACCCCCACACCACUAACCUAGAAUUGGAAAAUCCAUGUAAGGGGAAACUUCUUGCUAAUCCCAGGAUCUUCUCCACUUGAAAAUGUAGAUGUGUUCCUUCUCUGGAGUGUACAGUCCUUUAUAAAAUUUGCCCUUUUGCACACUUGGAUCUGCUUAUUCUGCUCAUUUGUUUCACUGCCUUGGUUGUAAUAACCGUUCUUUGGCAACUGAAAACAAAAAAAAUGGAACACAUACCCCCCAUCUGGUCCCCUAAUAUCUGACAUUUUGGUGUUACUAUCUGGGAGGAAAAUAUACAUCUUCAGUAAGACAAGCUAAUGGAACAAUAGACAUUCUGAAUUCACUCUACCUGUUGGAUAUUACUUAUUACUCCUCCAUCUCUCUGGCUGUCUUCAUUUCCAGGUAAUGUAGCUCCUUACCUGCCCCUGCUUCAUCUGCUUUUUUCUUCCACAGCUUGACAAUGCACUUCAUCUCCCAGUUAGGGCUGAUAUUCAAACACUUCAAAAGGGGUCUCAGGCCCCACACACAGAAUGUUAGACCGGAUUUUAAGGUAUUGAUAACCAGAAUGGGGACAGUGAGAGAAAGCCAGGACAUGAGCAGAUCUUUUGGGGUUUUUUUGUUUUUGUUUUGAGACAGAAUCUUAAGCUGUCACCCUGGGUAGAGGGGUGCUGACAUCACAGCUCACAGCAACCUGGAACUCUUGGGCUUAAGCAAUUCUCUUGCCUCAGUCUCCCAACUAGCUGGAACUACUGGUGUCCCCCACAAUGCCCGGAUAUUUUUUUUGUUUGUUUAUUUAUUUUUGGUUGUAGUUGUCCUUGUUGUUUGGCAGGCCCAGUCUGGAUUCAAACCCUCCAGCUCUGUUGUAUGCCACUUGAGCUACAUGCACUGAGCCCCAUUAGCAGAUCUUUAGAGCGGAAGGAAGCUUUUGAAAUGGUAACUAUCACUAGGGAAGAAGGUUUUGGGGCACUGAAUUCCCAUAGAGGCUCAGGCAAGAAGACACCAGGCCUGAGCCCUUCCCAGUAUGUCUUGGUUCCUGGAGUAAGAAAUGGCUCAGGAAGAAGCCUAUGCUUGGGCUAUGCCCUCUCUAUUAGAGAGGUGCAGUGGAAGUGACAUUGCCCUCUCCUGGAGAGAGGCAAUCACAUUCACCCUCCCAGUGGUUCUCAACCUCUGAGUCACGCCCCUUUGUAACAAUGAAAAUACAUCACGGCAUUAGGAAGGUUGAGAACCACUCACACCCUGUGAAAUCCCUAAACCAGCACUGACCGUCCGAAACUCUCAGUCUGAUGGACAAACUGCAACUUCAGAACAAGCUCAUCUGGGAAGGCUGAGUGUUGGCAAGCUGUCUCUCUCUGUCAUAGUAAACAAAUUUUUAUGCAUAACAUUAGAGCCUCUCCUCUGCUCUCCCUGGACAUUCAGGGCUUCUGUUUCCCUCUCCUAUAUCUCUCUUCAAAAUGGAAAGUAAAAUACAAACCCUUGUGAUCUCUGAAGUCCCUCUGCUCACUGGUUGAUGAUGUCUUUGUUUAACCCUUUUGAUGCUUUUCAACUGCCCUAACCCAUUGUUUGGAUGAAGGCUCCUCUUCAGGCUAGAGACCUAAAUCCUUUAAAUCCACAGGCCUCCUUUCUCACAUCUUUAUGAAGAAAAGACUUAACUAGGAUGCAAUUUUAUUUCAAAGUAGAAAAAAAAAGAAGCAAGAAAGAUCCAAAAUGUAGAAGUGAAAUGUGAAGAAAGUCACGGCUAUGAAAAACAAUGGGUCAUAAGGAACUUUAAAGGGUAAGGGAAUAAUUUUGGUUAGGACAAAAACUGAUAUAGCAAUGUUUGUCCUAAAAUAAGUCAUGGUUUAAUAGGAAAAAUUUGGAAUAAAUACAGGACUUCAGCAUGUCAAAAGUAAUCUAUGUAAGGCAUGAUAUUUGCAAAAGUGGAUUUAUCAACAUUUUGUAUGUCAACAAGUUGGUCUAAUUGAAAGGGAAACUCUCACAUUAUAACAAAGAUAUUUGUACCAGAAUGUUUAUUGCAGCCCAAUUCAUAAUUGCUAAGUCAUGGAAAAAGCCCAAGUGCCCAUCGAUCCAUGAAUGGAUUAAUAAAUUGUGGUAUAUGUACACCAUGGAAUAUUAUGCAGCCUUAAAGACGGAGAAAGAUGUUUACAUGGAUGGAGGUGGAACAUAUUCUUCUUAGUAAAAUAUCUUUUUUUUGUGUGUGUGUGUAGAGACAGAGUCUCACUGUACCGCCCUUGGGUAGAGUGCCGUGGCGUCACACGGCUCACAGCAACCUCUAACUCUUGGGCUUACGCGAUUCUCUUGCCUCAGCCUCCCGAGCAGCUGGGACUACAGGCGCCCGCCACAACGCCCGGCCAUUUUUUGGUUGCAGUUUGGCCGGGGCUGGGUUUGAACCCGCCACCCUCGGCAUAUGGGGCUGGUGCCCUACUCACUGAGCCACAGGUGCUGCCCCUUAGUAAAAUAUCUUAAGAAUGGAAGAAAAAAGUACCCAAUGUACUCAGCCCUACUAUGAAACUAAUUUAUGGCUUUCAUAUAAAAGCUAUAACCCAGUUAUAACCUAAGAAUAUGGGAAAGGGAGAGAGGGAGGGGAGGGAGGGAGAAAGAUGGGCAGAGGGAGGGUGAUUGGUGGGAUUACACCUACGCGGUGCAUCUUACAAGUGUACAUGUAAAACUUAGUAAAUGUAGAAUAUGAAUAUAAAUGUUUUAACACCCACACAAAAAAGCUGAUGAAUGGGGUGGUGUCUGUGGCUCAAAGAAGUAGGGCACCAGCCCCAUAUACCGUAGCUGGUGGGUUCAAACCUGGCCCCAGCCAAAAACAAAAGAAAAAAAAAGCAGAUGAACAUAAGGAGUAGAGGUCAUGGGGAACUACUGUAGAGGAAGUUGAUCACAAGCUAACAUUGAUGAAAACAGAGCUGAGAGCCAAGACAUGAUCAAGUCCCACUGACUUCAUUUCAGUCUUUCAAUCUAGCCAGUAAGUUUUAUUCCGAAAUGUGCUGAAGUAGCUGACAAAACAUUAGAAGGAGCUGUUCAUCCCCUUUUGCCAAGGAAUUUCCUGGUUUUAGCACUAAAGUCCUAUGUCCUGGGAAACUCCUCCCUCCCAGACAAAUGGGGACAACUGUCACCUUACAUAGCGGUCAUUCCGAUGACCAAAAUAAAACCAAUAAAACAACAAAAAAAAAAAAAAAAGAAAAGAAGGGAAUCUCUAAUUAAAACAAAAAGUGGGUUGGGGGCCAUGACUCAGGCCUGUAAUUCUACCACUCUGUGAGGCAAAUUUGGCUGGAUUGCUUGAGUUCCCGACCAGCCUGAACACAAUCAAGACCCCAUCUCUAACAAAAAUAGAAACCCUGAGGUCAGAGGAUCUCUUGAACCUAGGAGUUGAAGGUGCUGUGAAGUAUGCCACAGCACUCUACCCAGAGUGACAGCUUGAGAUUCUGUCUCAAAGAAAUAAAAUUUUUAAAAAGACCACAGUGUUCUUUUUGUUUUGAGACCUUCUUUAAAACCUCUUCAGAUUGUUCUGUAUAUAAUGAAACUGACAAACAAAUUAUAUCAAUUACUCAGCAUCAAUCUUCCUCGAUGGAGUGAAAAUAAAUCUCUCUGUAUGGUCUUC
Molecule: messenger RNA, 9247 nt
Organism: Nycticebus coucang (slow loris)
Lineage: Eukaryota; Metazoa; Chordata; Mammalia; Primates; Lorisidae
Product: zinc finger protein 208-like
Exons: 5
Coding region: 137-3520 (1127 amino acids)
Biological process (GO): negative regulation of transcription by RNA polymerase II
Molecular function (GO): DNA-binding transcription repressor activity, RNA polymerase II-specific
Source: RefSeq, a predicted model, not a curated record